AUUAACUCUCGCUCUGCCCAAAUGAUCUCCCCAUCUGUUUCAUCUUCCAUCCCUAUCCCAUCCUCUCGCCCGCCCAAUUCCUUCCUCCACCGUUCAUCCAGUCUUCCUUCGUCCAACGGCUGGUUCGGGAAUUUGCGUGAAACACCUUCGACCACCCGACUGUCCCAAUGCCAGACCAGGCCGACUUUCACCAUGAUAACAACAGCCAUGAUACCCUCGUCCCCGAGGAUCACCUAGAUAGAGCUCCUACAACAGACCUCACCAACACCGGCGAGGAUAGUCAACCCCACCCCACCGUCAACGACGAGAAUGAGGAAGAUGCGCCCAUAGAACCUUCCCGACACACCCGGGUGAGGUUUCGCUCCAUCAGUCACCAGCAGAGCUUGGAAAAUCCUUUUGAAAACUACAGAAUCGACACCGAUCGAGAUCAUCAAUCUCACAAUGCUAUUCUAUCCCCCGUCGACCGGUCCGCGGAUCUUGCGGAUGUCAGUCUGGCACCGACAGCGCCCGACGACGAAGAUCGAGCUCGUCCUCCGCCUCCCGCAGUCGACUCUGACCAUUCCGAUCAUGAAAAUCAAAUACCAGAGCGGACGGAAUCUGCCAAACAUCGAUGGAAGGCUGCUGGACAGCUUCUCCGUCAAAAGACUGUCCGUCUGGGAGAACGGCUGGGACGACCCGCGGAUGAUGGAGAGGCAUUGGGGGCGGCGCUUCUUCCGGAUGAUUUGGAAAGAGGCAUUUCAAUGCAUGAGAUAAAUGACGAGAAGCGCAGACUGGGCGAAGAUGAGAAGCCCAAGGAACCGCCUGCCCCCAGUACAGAGGCCCAUCGUCUUGUCCGGACCAUGACAAUGGCCCAGGACCAGGCCCGUCGCCGUAGACCUCGUGGAGCAUAUGCACGAUCUGGUGCAAGCACCCCCGAGGGCUCUCUUCGCACAGACUCGUGGUAUGGCGGACGCCGUAUGUCGGGUGGUGGAGGUAUCCUAUCCCAAUUGCUCAAGUUGCACGCCAGCCAAAUGGGCGCCAGCAAGGAUAGCCUCUCCACCGACGUCUCCGAUACUGAAUCUCCAGGUUCCUCCGGGGCGGCUACCCCUCAAUCCGGAGCAGCCACUCCCAAGAAGCAGAAGCUCAAGUGGUACAAGAAGUCAAAUCAUCAAUCGACUGCAUCGCUGGUGCAAGCGUCGAUGAAUCUCAGUCAAGCUAGCCUGCCUACCACGGCUGAUUUCAUGCCCAAGCCAAAGCCCAAGAAAGGGAAGAAUCGCAAGACCAGGUUGGAGGAUGAAAUUCGUGUCACGGUGCAUAUCGCGGAGAUCCUCGCUCGGCAGCGAUACAUCAUGCAGCUCUGUCGGGCGUUGAUGCGCUACGGAGCACCUACCCACCGCUUGGAGGAAUACAUGCAGAUGACGGCGAGAGUGCUCCAGGUUGAUGGUCAAUUCCUGUAUCUACCUGGUUGUAUGAUGAUGUCCUUUGACGACCAUACCACCCGUACAGCAGAGGUGAAAUUGGUCCGCGUGGUGCAAGGCGUAGACCUUGGUCGUCUAGCAGACACACACAAUGUUUAUAAAAAUGUCGUUCACGAUCUGAUCGGUGUGGAGGAGGCAAUUCAAGAACUGGAUUUCAUCAUGAAGCGCAAACCUCGCUUCAAUAAAUGGAUCCUCGUUCCAACAUAUGGUCUGGCCAGUGCCGCCGUUGGACCGUUCGCUUUCGGAGCCCGGCCAAUUGACAUGCCCAUCAUCUUCUUCUUGGGGUGCCUGGUCGGACUGAUGCAGCAUGUCAUGGCCCCUAGGUCUGUUCUCUAUUCCAACGUGUUCGAGGUCAGCGCUGCGGUUUUGACUUCCUUCCUGGCCCGCGCGUUUGGCAGCAUCAGUGUCACUGGCGCUGAUGGCAAGCCAGAGCGACUCUUUUGCUUUUCUGCGCUGGCGCAGUCCUCGAUCGCUUUGAUUCUUCCUGGUUUCCUGGUAUUGUGCAGUAGUCUCGAACUGCAAUCGCAUCAGAUCAUUGCCGGGUCCAUCCGAAUGGUAUACUCCAUCAUCUAUUCCCUCUUCCUGGGCUAUGGAAUCACUGUGGGAACCACUAUCUACGGACUUCUUGAUGGCAAUGCGACCUCUGACCAAAAAUGCUAUCAUCUCGAUGUAUACGGCAGUGAAUACCUCCAGCGUUUCCCCUUUGUCGCAAUCUACGUCGUCUUCCUGGCCAUCAUCAAUCAGGGUAAAUGGAAGCAGACGCCUAUGAUGAUUGUGAUUGCAGUCUGUGGAUAUGUGACCAACUACUUCAGUACCAAGAAGCUGGGGUCGAAUUCCGAGGUUGCCAACACGGUCGGCGCCUUCACCAUCGGCCUUUUGGGAAAUCUCUACAGUCGUCUCUGGCACGGACAUGCUGCGACUGCCAUUCUCCCGGGUAUCUUCGUCCUCGUACCAUCGGGUCUGGCGUCAAGUGGUUCCUUGAUUGCAGGUAUCAAAUAUGCAGACGAAGUCAGGGAAAAUCUGCACAGUGGCAAUAGCUCCUCUGUUGCUACUACUCAGGAUACCUCGCUGGCGAGUUUGGGAUUCGGUAUGAUCCAGGUGGCUAUUGGUAUUACGGUCGGUCUUUUCAUGGCCGCAUUGGUUGUCUAUCCGUACGGCAAACGACGGAGUGGACUUUUCAGUUUCUAGAUAUUUGCAUGAUGGAUGGGAUAUGACUUUCUGUACAGUACAUUGCAUGGUUACAGCGUGGUUGAGAACAUACAUUAAGAACAUACAUACAUAGAACAUAAUCAGCACAUUCAACAUGGACAUGAUUUAUUAUCCCAAAUUUCAUCAAUUAAUUAAUUAAUUAAACACAUC
This is a messenger RNA of Aspergillus wentii DTO 134E9, 2816 nucleotides long. Its product is annotated as threonine/serine exporter family protein. The transcript has a single exon. The record is from RefSeq and is a predicted model, not a curated record. Gene Ontology annotation, molecular function: transmembrane transporter activity. Gene Ontology annotation, biological process: transmembrane transport. The coding region runs from base 168 to 2645 and encodes 825 amino acids. Lineage: Eukaryota; Fungi; Ascomycota; Eurotiomycetes; Eurotiales; Aspergillaceae.